Messenger RNA from Aedes aegypti (yellow fever mosquito), 865 nucleotides. RefSeq names its product isochorismatase domain-containing protein 1. The coding region runs from base 126 to 728 and encodes 200 amino acids. Lineage: Eukaryota; Metazoa; Arthropoda; Insecta; Diptera; Culicidae. Gene Ontology annotation, cellular component: cytoplasm. The transcript has 2 exons. The record is from RefSeq and is a predicted model, not a curated record.
AAACUGCAUCAUUUGUUUGUCAUUUUGCUCCGACGGCAUUUGGUGCGGAUUGUUAAAUCAUAGUUUUAUUUUAAUAUUUUGUAAGAUUCAAUUUGAAUAUUCUAGAUUGUUUCCAAUUACGUAAAAUGGCUCGUCAAAUCACUAAGCUUGGUUAUUUGGACGCCAAGAAAACCCUGUUUAUGUUAUGCGAUCUGCAGGAUAAAUUCCGACCCGGCAUGAAGAUGUUCGACCCUGUGAUUAAGAACACCAGCAAGUUGCUUCAGGCUGGAAAAGCAUUGGACGUCCCAUUGAUUGUAACUGAACAUUAUCCGGAGAAGCUGGGUCAUAUCGUUAAGGACUUGGACAUCAAACAUGCUAAAGGAAUUUACGCAAAGACUCUAUUCAGCAUGAUGACUCCAGAAGUUCAUAAUAAGAUCAAGGAACUAUUCCCAAACAAUCUGGAAACCGUUGUUCUCUUCGGACUUGAAUCGCACAUUUGUGUGGAACAAACGGCUAUGGAUUUGCUGGAUAAUGGAUAUGCCGUCCAUGUGGUGGCCGAUUGUUCCUUGUCACGCACACUGGAGGACCGCAAAUUGGCUCUGGAACGUCUGAAGCAAUAUGGAUGUUUCGUGUCUACUAGUGAAAAUGUUAUUUUCAAACUAAUGAGAGACAAGCAGCACCCAGCCUUUGACAGUGUUAAGGGUUUAGUACGUGAGCCAUCAGUAGAUACCGAACUAUCGAAAUUGUGAAUGAAACGGUAUGAUGAAUGGGACUUCACAUGGCAUUUAUAUUUUUGAAAAGCGUUACAUUUGUUUUGUAUAAUGAAAUUAUAUGAAGAUAUGGAUGAAGUUUGUGAUCUUCUUGGAAUAUAUAUGUUGCUCCAUAA